Meloidogyne enterolobii is the source of this 1706-nucleotide messenger RNA. Lineage: Eukaryota; Metazoa; Nematoda; Chromadorea; Rhabditida; Meloidogynidae. The record is from the annotation of a GenBank genome assembly.
UUAUAUCACUUAAAAUUAUUUUAAAAAUGAAUAAUGAAGAAGAUGGUCAACUCACUUCGCGUUACAGUUAUCAGGAUUUUUUGGAAUUACUUUCAACCUAUGAGGGUGAGGUACAAGCUAGAGAUGUUAUAAUUGAUUGUCUUCUCAAAAAACAACAGUUAACUUCUACUCCCAAUCUUCCUUCAAAUUCAACAGCAAAUGCAUUAGAAUCCUUAGUUAGAGAUUCAACAUAUAUAGAUUCUUCUAGUCUACAAUCAGUCAAUCGUUGUUGUUCUUCUUGUAGCAAUAAUCUUUUGUCUACUGCAAAAUUUCUUCUUUCACAAAGAGAGGCUGAUAUUAAAAUUGAAAAGUGCCUAAACUUAUUAACACAACGUCAUUCAAAAUAUAUGGAAGAAUUGGCGGAAAAGCAUAAACAUAUUCUUGGCAUUGCUAAAGGCGAGGAUGGUUAUAUUAAAGAAUUGGAACUUGAAAGGGAUCAGCUUUUUGAACAGGUUUUUAAUUUUUGGGUGAUUAUGAAUUUUUUUGAGAUUUUAUUCUCUUUUUGGCUAAAUAUUUGGUGGUUUUCGGAUUAUUUUCAAACAUUUUUGUACCAAAAAUUCAAAAUCGGAAGAAUAAUAGGCUCUUGUCUAGUUCUUAAAAAUCGUCAAGAUGAUUUUACCGAAUUGGAAGAAGAAAAGACAAAAAUUGAACAAAAAUAUUUGGAAGAAAGAGAACGUGAAAAACUUUUGGUUCUUUUCUUGUUAGAAGAACGAGGAAAAUUGCUAAAAGAGAUUGGAGAACUUAAAGCUGUUAAUAAAACGUCAACAGCCCCCUCAGAAUCUUCAUGUACAACUUCCUCAAACGAUUCCAAUUUAAAAUUAUUAUACGCAAAUUUGGAAGAAGAAAACAAACAAUUACACAAAUCAUUAAGACAUGUUCACUCUGAAAAAUCGAUUCUACAAAAAAGAUUGGAUUUUUUGUUGAGAGAUUUGCAGCAAAAUGAGUUUCAACGUCAAUUUCAUUUUCUUCAGCCUAGAACAGGUUCCAUAUCAGAAAAAGAAAUGAUUAUAAUUGGAACGCCCACAAAUAAUUUUAACAACAACACAAUGCCUCCCCCAUUUCCAACAGACAAAAAUAGUCGAAUUAUUUCUAAUAAUAAAAUUAAAAAUUCUUCAAGUUUUCCACAAACAUUAGACAAUUUACAACAACAAUUAAAUAAAAAACCUCCAAUAGAACGAAAACAAUCCACAAAAACUUCACAUUUUGACCCUCAAAAUAAAUUGUCGACGAAUUGUCAUUUUUCUUCAAGUUCGUCAAUUGUCCCCCAAAGUGUCGGUAAUUCAACAACAACAAUGUUGGUUAAUACAAGAAAAACAUCUCAACAACAACAACCUAAAACUAAUGUUUUUAAUAAUUUAAAUAAUAACAAUUUUCAACAACAACAGCAACAACAUUAUUAUAGAAAUAUAAAUGUUGGUGGGAGUGGGGGAACAUUUGAACAAAUGAAAAAAUAUCAACAACAACCACAAACAGUUAUAUGUCGUCGAAGUACUUCACUUCCUCGCCGUAUAAUUAGCGCUGCACAACAAAAUUCACCAAUUUCAACAAAACAUUUACUUCUUCCCCAUAAUUCCUCUGAACAACAACACCAACAACGUAAUGAUUUUUAUCAAAAACCCCCACUUAUGGGAACAACAAAUUAUGCAAAUAAUAAUAAAAAUAUGUGA